AUGUCGAAGCAGCUGGCGGUGCGGUCGUUGGACCUGCUUGGCAGGGUGCAGACACAGACGGCGACGAAGAAGGAUGUGGUCAACACGCGCCUGGGCACGCUGCAGUUGAGAAAGACAAAGAAGAAGAAGCAGCGGAGGAAAGAGCUCAAGCGCCGUGUGGAUCACCAACAAGUGGCAUACGAAGAAACACAAGCCAGACUCGCGCAACUCAAGGACGAACUCGCAGGCAAGAAGAAGAGCAACAACAAGGCUACAACAAAGGGCGCCAGGCAGAAGAAGGCACGUGGCAAGGGAUCAUCGCAGGGAGGGGCGGCGGCGAGGAACAUCGAGUCUGUCAAGAAGGCUUUGCGCGCACUCGAGGCGCGGGCGUCGCGUGGUGCCCCGAAGAAGGCUGAGCCAGGCAUCAACUGGGACGACUAUUCUGUGUUCAAGGGUCUGGAUAUGAGCCAGGGCAUCCUGCCAUACCUCAAACCUUAG
Molecule: messenger RNA, 477 nt
Organism: Salpingoeca rosetta
Lineage: Eukaryota; Choanoflagellata; Craspedida; Salpingoecidae
Exons: 3
Coding region: 1-477 (158 amino acids)
Source: RefSeq, a predicted model, not a curated record